Messenger RNA from Seriola aureovittata, 2175 nucleotides. RefSeq names its product NADH dehydrogenase [ubiquinone] flavoprotein 1, mitochondrial-like. The coding region runs from base 510 to 1925 and encodes 471 amino acids. Lineage: Eukaryota; Metazoa; Chordata; Actinopteri; Carangiformes; Carangidae. The record is from RefSeq and is a predicted model, not a curated record. Gene Ontology annotation, biological process: mitochondrial electron transport, NADH to ubiquinone. The transcript has 10 exons. Gene Ontology annotation, molecular function: NAD binding; NADH dehydrogenase (ubiquinone) activity; 4 iron, 4 sulfur cluster binding.
UCUUAUAUGUUAAUAAAUCGUUAAGUUGAGGCAUUACAAAGUCAAUGUAUUUGUUUUGGAGGGGUUGUUGCGUCCCGACCAAUGUCGAGACCAAACCUACGCCCUAGGCCAAAUGAAAUUUGGCUUGGGGCUCUGAUUAAAUGUUAUUAGUAACACCUGUGUUUUUUUCUAAAUGUCUACGCUAUCAAACCUAGCAAAUGAUGGGCAGUCAAUGGUUAUUCAAUGCACCUUAAUGAGACUGACCCCUUAAUGGUCUGCUGAUGUGUGCACGUGCGCAUACCUGUAGACGCAGUACGGGUAGCUGGGAUAGGAUGUGACGUACUUACCUAAUCCUCUUAGUUUAAUUAAGCUAAAGUAGCAGGCCCAACGCUGCAGCACCCUCAGUAGCAGAGGUUUGGGAGAUUGAAUCGACCAUAGCAGAAGUUGGACGGAGACUGGAGUUAAACGCUUUGGAGAGUAAAACAGUUUGAAAAGAGUUGGAGGUGUUGGUCCUCAGCCACCUCCGCAGGAUGCUGUCGCGGCGGAUGCUGUGGGGCGCUGUGGCGCGUCAGAUCGCUCCGCGUCUGACUUACAGCACUGCAGCACAGCCACAGGUGAAGACAAAAAAGACCAAGUUUGGCCCUCUUAGCGACCAAGAUCGGAUAUUCACCAACUUAUAUGGUCGACAUGACUGGAGACUCAAGGGAGCACUAAAAAGAGGAGACUGGUAUAAGACCAAGCAGAUCAUACUGAAGGGAUCAGACUGGAUAUUGAAUGAGGUUAAAAUCUCAGGGCUUCGGGGCAGAGGUGGAGCAGGCUUCCCCACUGGAAUGAAAUGGAGCUUCAUGAACAAACCCAGUGAUGGCAGGCCUAAGUAUCUGGUGGUGAAUGCUGAUGAAGGGGAGCCAGGGACGUGUAAAGACCGUGAGAUAAUGCGCCACGACCCCCAUAAGCUGUUAGAGGGCUGCCUGGUGGCUGGAACAGCAAUGGGUGCCCGUGCUGCAUAUAUCUACAUCAGAGGAGAGUUUUACAAUGAGUCAUCAAAUCUACAGGUGGCUAUUAAUGAGGCGUACAAAGCAGGGCUGAUAGGGAAGAACGCCUGUGGCUCUGGGUAUGAAUUUGACGUGUUUGUGAUGCGGGGAGCUGGAGCUUACAUCUGCGGGGAGGAGACGGCCCUCAUCGAGUCUCUUGAGGGCAAACAAGGGAAACCCCGACUCAAGCCACCAUUCCCUGCAGACAUAGGGGUGUUUGGAUGCCCGACGACAGUUUCCAACGUGGAGACAGUUGCUGUGGCGCCUGCAAUCUGUCGUCGAGGCGGAGCCUGGUUUGCCGGCUUUGGGAGGGAGAGGAACUCUGGGACCAAGCUGUUCAAUAUCUCUGGUCACGUGAACACACCAUGCACAGUGGAGGAAGAGAUGUCUAUUCCUCUGAGGGAGCUAAUAGAGAGACACGCAGGAGGAGUGAGGGGUGGCUGGGACAAUCUAUUAGGAGUUAUCCCAGGGGGAUCCUCCACUCCCAUCAUCCCUCAGCAUGUGUGUGAUGACGUUUUGAUGGAUUUUGAUGACCUGGUCCGUGCAGAGACUGCUCUGGGAACUGCGGCCAUUAUAGUUAUGGAUAAAUCGACCGAUGUGAUUCGAGCCAUUGCACGUUUGGUUGAGUUCUACAAACAUGAGAGCUGUGGCCAGUGCACCCCCUGCAGAGAGGGUGUGGAUUGGAUGGAUAAAAUGAUGUGGAGGUUUGUGCGAGGAGAGGCAGCAGUUUCAGAGAUCGACAUGAUCUGGGAGCUGAGCAAGCAGAUUGAGGGACACACUAUCUGUGCCCUCGGGGACGGAGCCGCUUGGCCUGUGCAGGGCCUAAUUCGUCAUUUCCGGACAGUGAUGGAGAGUCGCAUUGGUCAGUAUAACAAGAAAAACCCUCCAAGAGAGCCGGAGAUAGAGAUGAUCUGAAAGUGUGCAGAUGUCCAUUUCAGCUUUCAGUCAUUCACAACAGUAUUAUUACAUAGCUCAUCUUGUUAUACCACAUUGUUCUACCACUUUUGAACAUAGUUUUCAAAAUGAGAAUAUUUUUCUUGUUAAGAUUUCACAGUGCAGGUGCAGACUGCAGAAUUUUAAGUUUCUUCCAAGUUAUCAUCUUUGAAUAAGUAGUCUAUUUUUGAAAUAGAUUCUGCUGUAAAAUGGUCAUUUAAUCUAGUUUAUU